AUGGGCGUGCAAGGACUCAAGACCGUGUCGACGGCACAGAACGGCCUAGGCGCCUACAUCCUGCAGUGCACGCGCCUACACCUGACGUACUCGGACCACUGGGCGUCGUCCUCGGGUUUAAAAUCACUUCUCAGUUCACCGGCGUUCUCGUCACUAACACAUCGCUACCCGAGCGUCGAGUUCCGGAUCUCGCCGCGCCCGAACCGCCACCCGGUCGUCAAGGCAGUGUACUGCAACGGGCGGUCCAAGGCCGUCUGCGUCAAGAACCUGGCCCGCGAGCAGGUGCUCGAGAGGGUCGAGUUCCUGAUCGGGAAUUCUGGAGAGAGGAAUACCCUCGUAAAGGGCAGGAAAGUCAUCAGUCGGAAUGAGAGUGUCAGGGGCGUGUGGAGUCCUAUGCAUGGCGGGAUUAAGAAGAUCUGA
This is a messenger RNA of Cladophialophora psammophila CBS 110553, 420 nucleotides long. RefSeq lists its product as uncharacterized. The coding region runs from base 1 to 420 and encodes 139 amino acids. The transcript has 2 exons. Gene Ontology annotation, cellular component: mitochondrial large ribosomal subunit. Lineage: Eukaryota; Fungi; Ascomycota; Eurotiomycetes; Chaetothyriales; Herpotrichiellaceae. The record is from RefSeq and is a predicted model, not a curated record. Gene Ontology annotation, molecular function: structural constituent of ribosome. Gene Ontology annotation, biological process: mitochondrial translation.